Messenger RNA from Rotaria socialis, 1986 nucleotides. NCBI's taxonomy places the organism in Eukaryota, Metazoa, Rotifera, Eurotatoria, Philodinida, Philodinidae. The record is from the annotation of a GenBank genome assembly.
AUGGCUGAUGUCCGUAAAGCAAUUGGAAUUGAUUUAGGUACAACUUAUUCCUGCGUUGGUAUUUUCCAACAUGGAAAAGUUGAAAUUAUUGCUAACGAUCAAGGAAAUCGUACAACACCGUCGUAUGUUGCAUUCACUGAUAGUGAACGUUUAAUUGGUGAUGCAGCUAAAAAUCAAGUUGCUAUGAACCCUAAUAAUACAGUUUUUGAUGCUAAACGUCUUAUUGGUCGUAAAUUUGAUGAUACAACAGUUCAAGCUGAUAUGAAACAUUGGCCAUUUAAAGUAAUCAAUGAUGGCGGAAAACCUAAAAUUCAAGUUGAAUAUAAAAAUGAAACAAAAUCAUUUACACCUGAAGAAAUAUCAUCGAUGGUUUUAACAAAAAUGAGAGAAAUAGCUGAAGCCUAUCUUGGUAAAAAAGUAACCGAAGCUGUUGUCACUGUUCCAGCUUAUUUUAAUGAUUCACAACGUCAAGCAACCAAAGAUGCUGGUGUUAUUGCUGGUCUUAAUGUAUUACGUAUUAUCAAUGAACCAACAGCAGCUGCUAUUGCUUAUGGUUUAGAUAAGAAAGUUUCAGCUGAACGAAAUGUAUUAAUCUUUGAUUUGGGCGGUGGUACUUUUGAUGUAUCAAUUUUAACCAUUGAAGAAGGUAUCUUCGAAGUUAAAUCAACAGCUGGUGACACACAUUUGGGUGGUGAAGAUUUUGAUAAUCGAAUGGUUUCACAUUUUACUCAGGAAUUUAAACGCAAACAUGGUAAAGAUUUACAAGACAAUAAACGUGGUCUUCGACGAUUACGUACCGCUUGUGAACGUGCUAAGCGUACAUUAUCAUCAUCAUCACAAGCAUCAAUUGAAAUCGAUUCUUUACAUGAAGGUGUCGAUUUCUAUUCGACCAUCACUCGUGCACGUUUCGAAGAACUUAAUGCUGAUCUAUUUCGUUCAACACUCGAACCUGUUGAAAAAGCUUUACGUGAUGCUAAAAUGGAUAAGUCACAAAUUCAUGAAAUUGUACUUGUCGGAGGUUCUACACGUAUUCCAAAAGUACAAAAACUUUUACAAGAUUUAUUCAAUGGUAAAGAACUUAACAAAUCAAUUAAUCCAGAUGAAGCCGUUGCCUAUGGUGCUGCUGUUCAAGCUGCCAUUUUAACAGGUGAUAAAUCUGAAGAUGUUAAAGAUUUACUUUUACUUGACGUUGCACCACUGUCAUUGGGCAUUGAAACUGCUGGCGGAGUUAUGACAGCAUUAAUUAAACGUAAUACAACAAUUCCAACAAAACAAACACAAACAUUUACAACCUAUUCGGAUAAUCAACCAGGUGUAUUGAUUCAAGUCUAUGAAGGUGAACGUGCAAUGACUAAAGAUAAUCAUUUAUUAGGCAAAUUUGAAUUAUCGGGCAUUCCACCAGCACCACGUGGUGUUCCACAAAUUGAAGUUACAUUUGAUAUUGAUGCAAACGGUAUAUUAAAUGUAUCGGCAAUGGACAAAAGUUCAGGAAAAGAAAGUAAAAUUACCAUUACAAAUGAUAAAGGACGUUUAUCAAAAGAUGAAAUCGAACGUAUGGUUUCUGAUGCUGAGAAAUAUAAGAAAGAAGACGAAACACAACGUGAUCGUAUUUCUGCUAAGAAUUCACUUGAGUCUUACUGUUUCAAUAUGAAAACAACCAUUGCUGAUGAAAAAUUAGCAGAUAAAAUCGAUGCUGAUGAUAAGAAGAAAAUUACUGAUGCUAUUGAAGAAGCAUUAAAAUGGAUGGAAGCAAAUCAACUUGCCGAAAAAGAAGAAUUCGAUCAUAAAUUAAAAGAAGUUGAAAAAAUAUGCUCACCAGUUAUGACUAAACUCUAUGGUGGAGCUGGUGGUGGUAUGCCUGGUGGUAUGCCUGGCGGUAUGCCUGGAGGUAUGCCUGGUGGAUUUCCAGGAGGCUUUCCAGGUGGUGCCGGUGGUCCACAAGGUGCUGGCGGUAGUGCAGGUCCAACAAUUGAAGAAGUUGAUUAA